Hemicordylus capensis (graceful crag lizard) is the source of this 1731-nucleotide messenger RNA. Its product is annotated as sulfotransferase 6B1-like. The transcript has 7 exons. Lineage: Eukaryota; Metazoa; Chordata; Lepidosauria; Squamata; Cordylidae. Gene Ontology annotation, cellular component: cytoplasm. Gene Ontology annotation, molecular function: sulfotransferase activity. Gene Ontology annotation, biological process: sulfation. The coding region runs from base 132 to 1073 and encodes 313 amino acids. The record is from RefSeq and is a predicted model, not a curated record.
UGUUUCUCAAGGCAGAUAAUGUUGCUUUCUGAUUAUAUGAUUCCUUUGUAAUUAUACUUGUCAGUUUUACUAAUUCCAGUCUAGAUUUCAGUCCGUGCAUAUACCAGUUUCCUUCUCUGCUCUGGACAAUAAUGGCUCAGAAAGGGCUAACUGAAUUCCUUAAUAAGACUCUGGCAGAAGGCGAAAAGAUUGCUCCUGCAGAGCGGCUGUUUUUGUACAAUGGGGGUUUGUAUCCUGCUAUGGUCUGUCGCCCAGAAACACUGAAAAUUCUUGACACUUUUGAAGCGAGGAGUGAUGAUGUGGUCUUAGUGGGAUAUCCCAAAACUGGUACUAAUUGGGUUGGUCAGAUUUUAACUGAGUUGGCAACGGCAUCUGGAAAGUAUGGUGAAGAAGAAUGGAAACAGAAGCAACAAAAAGAACAAGAGUUAAAAUUAUUCCCAUACCUUGAAUUUGGAGAUCCGGACAAGUUUGAGAGGAUGAAGAAAUUACCUUCCAGAAGAAUUAUAAAAACACAUCUUGCUCCUCAAAAGAUACCGAAAUCAAUUCUUCAGAAAAAGGCAAAGAUUCUGGUUUUGUUUCGGAAUCCAAAGGACACAGCUGUUUCUUACUUCCAUUUUGCCAAAGGCAUGAAACUGCGUCCCAGCGAGGAAACCUGGAAUGAGUUCUUCCCAGAUUACAUCAGUGGAAAAGUGCCCUAUGGUUUGUAUGUAGACCACAUUAUUGAAUGGAACAAGUAUCUCGAUGACAAAAACAUCAUGUUCAUUACCUAUGAGGAGAUAAAAGAGAAUGGAACUUUGGCACUGAAACAAAUAGCUGAAUUCUUUGAUUUUUCUGUGAGUGAACAAGAGAUCCAAUCCAUUAUGGAGAAAACUAGUUUCCAAGCCAUGAAAGAGAAAUCUCCAGAAACUCAUGGUGUAAUGGGCAAAAGUCUUUUUCGUAAAGGCAUUGUGGGAGACUGGAAGAAUGUCUUCUCAGAAAGCCAGAAUGAAGAAAUGGAUCAAAAAUUUGAAGAGAAUGCAGCGAGAACUAAGCUUGGGAUGAUGUUAAAAUAUGAGGAAUAUUGCAAGGGUUAAGGAAGACACGAGUUUGACACAUUUCUCCUGCUUUUGAUUUUGUGCAUGCUGAAAACUAUGUUUCUUUUGAGUCAGUUGUGUUUGAUAGCAAUCUCCUUGGUAUAUCACUCCCACUAGGUUUGCAGUACUUCAAUUGCUGAUAUAAUCUAGCAAUGUACAUUUUUUAAAAGUGGAAAACCUUUACAAGAGUUCAGUAAAAUCCUCUGCUUAUGCAGAGGGUGAAACUGAUUGAUAAAUCUGAAAUACUUUCCAUUUCCCAUUUCCAUUUUAAAAAAAAUUCUGGGAUCCCAGGAUGAAAAGUAAUAUAUAAAUUCAGAUACAUACAUGCAUACAUAUAUACAUUUUUCAAAAUGUAGAAAGCACUUUGGAGAAUUUCGAUUUAUAGGAUACCUGCAACACUAUGGAUUGACACCUUUCAGCAUUUCAUGGAUGAAAAUAGGGACAUUCCUGUGCAUGAGUGGGAAAGGGCUAGGACAGGUCCAGCAGCCAAGCUGCAUGGAUUGGCAGACAUAACACAAACUCAAUCUUCAGCAUGACACAAGCAGAAAUGGUUUUUAUUGGUUGAAGUAGGAGUUUGAUUAGUUUCUCUUUUUAAUUUGUUUUAACUUUGUGCUGGUCGUCGACCAAAAUAAAGAUUUGAUUAAUUGACAAGCAGAAA